AUCCCUAAAAUCCCUCGUAGUUUGCUCCUGAAUUCACCGGUGCGGCGGUCUGAUCAAAUCGUUGGGCGGCGGCCACUCCUUCAUCCUCUUCUCUCCUCCCAUCAACUUGUUGGAAAACAACAAAAUGCACAAAAACGAACCGCGAAAUGCGUUGAUUGAAGACGUCGCCGUGUCUGUAUCUUGGAUUGAGACCUCCGACACCGUCUCCCGCCACUUCCAGUUUCAACCGGACGGCCAAUUGUCCCUGAAGGUGCUUGAUGAUUCAAGACCGUUUGUCCACAAAAUAACCGAAUCCUUUGUCAAUAAAUUCUUCCCAUCCGGUUUUCCGUAUAGUGUCAAUGAAGGAUAUCUUAGAUACACACAGUUUCGGGCAUUGCAACAUUUCUCAAGCGCGGCACUCUCCGUGUUAUCAACUCAGUCACUGCUAUAUGCUGCAGGCUUGAGACCGACCCCUGCACAAGCAACGGCAGUUAGUUGGAUACUAAAAGACGGAAUGCAGCACGUGGGGAAGCUAAUAUGUAGCAAUUUAGGUGCACAGAUGGAUUCCGAGCCCAAACGGUGGAGGAUAUUGGCUGAUGUGCUAUACGAUUUGGGCACCGGUCUUGAAAUCUUUUCGCCAUUAUGCCCACAAUUGUUUCUUGAAACGGCUGGCCUCGGGAAUUUUGCAAAGGGGAUGGCCGUAGUUGCUGCAAGAGCUACAAGAUUGACGAUCUAUUCUUCGUUUGCCAAAGAGGGCAAUCUUAGCGACUUAUUUGCGAAAGGAGAGGCCAUCUCAACCGUGUUUAAUGUGCUCGGAUUGGGUGCAGGGAUUCAAUUGGCCUCUACCGUUUGUUCAUCAAUUCAAGGGAAGAUGAUUGCGGGGCCCCUCCUUUCGAUAAUACAUGUUUACAGUGUAUGCGAAGAAAUGCGAGCGGCUCCAGUGAACACAUUAAAUCCACAGCGAACCGCAAUGAUCGUAGAGGAUUUCAUAAAGACAGGAAAGGUAUCAAGCCCUGUAGACCUAAGGUACAAAGAAGACCUUUUGUUUCCCGGGCAACUCAUAAAAGAUGCCGGAAAUGUUAAAGUGGGAAGAGAUUUUCACAAGGCAAUCAAGCGCUCGAGAUUAGCGGAGCUCAAAGAAAUCUUUCCCGAUGAGAAAUUUCUAUUGAGUUGCGGAAACAGGUGGACGGACAUGGUGUUGGAGCACAACGCCACCGGUGAAGAUGCGUUAAGAGGGUGGCUGGUGGCGGCAUACGCUUCCAAAAUGGAGAAAUCCAUUUCUGAAUGGAAUUCCCGCACGUUACAAGAAGCGUACGAGAAGAUGAAGUUGGUGAUGCCCACAUUGCUUCCGGAAAUACAAGCAAAAGGGUGGCAUACUGACCGUUUUCUUGAUGGUUCAGGUAAACGGUUUGGUUUCUAGUUUUUUUCCCCCUAGAUCAGUUCAUUCUUAGUCGAAAUCUACAAACGGGUUCUUCCAAAAAUACCCGUUUGCAUACUGUUUCGCUUACUAUUUGAACUCGUACAAACUCGCUGAGUUAACUCAACAAAGUACCAUACAGCCAGUUUUCUUGAUGCAUACAUAUGCAUUGUGGUUU
Molecule: messenger RNA, 1574 nt
Organism: Cynara cardunculus var. scolymus (artichoke)
Lineage: Eukaryota; Viridiplantae; Streptophyta; Magnoliopsida; Asterales; Asteraceae
Product: protein root UVB sensitive 2, chloroplastic
Exons: 10
Coding region: 125-1399 (424 amino acids)
Biological process (GO): auxin polar transport; response to UV-B
Cellular component (GO): chloroplast envelope
Source: RefSeq, a predicted model, not a curated record